GUUUAAGUCGUGGAAAAAAUGGUUGAAAGUAAGGUGAUCAAGUUAAAAGCAGGGGGUGAAGAGAAGUUGACCAAUGGUCAAGUGGACUCUUCUGGAACUGUAAGGGCUCAGAUAGUUGGGGAUUGGACUUACGUUAGAGCCGGAAAUGAUUUGUUGUGCUUCGAGUUUAGUGGUGGAAAGUAUGUUCUACGGAAAAGAUUUGACGGACUGUUCACGGUCGAUGAUAAUCCGGUGGACUUUCCAUGGACAGUUUUCCAUAAAAGUGAUAGCGAAAAAUUCCUGAUUGUGAGAACGAUGGAUGGAAUAUCGAGUUUUAAUAUUUCUGGGAGUAAGGCUGGAAUUGAAAAUAAAAUUAAUACAGAAGAAAAUACGAUGAUCCAAGCCUUCGAUGAACAGCACACCAGUAGGAUAAGGUUCUUAACGAGUUCAUCGAAAAAUGGUAUGCUCGUGUUGUAUGAAGAUAACCAGGAAAAGGAUUUUUAUAAAUUUGAUUCAAAGAUGGAUCUGGACGAUGCUGAAGCGGAGAAGCCUGGAGGAGAUAUUUUUGAACUUUCUGGAAAGCAGGAGAAGGAUGCCGCAGAAUUUGUAGCAUUAGAUAAUGGAGUGAUCACCAAGCUCACGUUGGAAAAUGAAAAUUUCAAGAAAAAUGCUUUAAACGAACGCAGCGACCAGGAUUUGAACUCUUCUUGUGACAAAAUAUUUUACUUGGGAAUAAAUCGGGUGCAAAUAUUCAUUGUACCUCAAGAACAAGGAUUAGCUGUAUUCAAACUUGAAGGUAGAAAUUUGCAACAAAUUUGUUUGAACCAGCAAUUUUCCGUUGCCAGAGGAUGGGCAAAAGAACAUUGGGAUACGGUACGAGUAGUAGAAAAUGCAUCAAAAGGAUAUUUGGUCUUCACUGGACCAAAUGGUGUUGGAGUUUUCCAGAUUCCUACAUCUGAAUGUGGCGAUGAACAUUCAAGGAUUGAAGAUUCUAUAUUGCCACUGGAACUUCGUCAUGGUAUCGUUUUAAAUGCAAAAUUCCUAGGUGACGAACUGAAGUUGUUGGUCAAAAACGCGAAUCAGGUUAGUUCUUUAACGACUAUCCUUGAGAGCGUCUUGAAAGAUAUCCCAUCAACAGUUGAGCUACAGGAUACUUCAACAACUUUGAAACCUGAAUAUGAUUCAUCCCUUAAACUGAACGAAAAGAGUGCUAUCCAAAAAUCACUUUGGUUGGGAGAAACCCUGGACACUUCGUCGAUAAUCGACGCAGUGGAUCGAACAACUGGACGGUUGAGCUUCACGCUACCGAUAAUCGAUUUUAGCAGUAAAUUUGGCAUCCCGAUCAAGCACACCUUCUACUACGACCCGAGAGACGAGCAGGAAUUUCUGGAUGCGGAAACGGGUGGCGUUCUCGGACGUCAUUGGUCCAUGUCGGCGGACUACAUCUACGUCGAUCGCAAACAGAGCGUAUUCGAGGAGGCGUUCGAGUAUUUUCUGGUGAACGAGCGCAACAAACUGGUUCUGGAGCGAGUUAGCUCGAGUGAAUCGGAGGAACGAUUUGUGUUGAAUGGAACCGAGGUGAUUUAUCAUAAGAGGGCUGCUGCGAAAGGUUGGGAGAUCAAGUUGAAGGAUGUGACCUAUAGGUAUGGCAUGGAUGACGGUUCAGUUCGUUGGACUUUUGGGUGGCCCAAUUGGAAUGGAAAAGGAACGGUUGAUGCUGGUCUUCAAAGACUUCCUCUUGAGUGGCAUUUGAGUCAAGUCGCCACAAACCAAGGUUCUGGAGUCGUGAAGUAUACUUACGAAAGUGAUUUUGCUGAUGGUACUAAUGCAAUUUCUGCUACUAAGGGUAUAUUCUUAUCGCGAAUUGAAGAUAAAGAAGAAAAUGUUUCUGUCAGUUUCAAGUAUGAGUCUAAACCAGAUCAAAAUAAACCUGGUAAUUCAGGGCAGAAGUUUGACACUGACAAAUUGUUCGAAGAUAGAAAGUACUUAACUAAUAUUAAAGUUAUCAAUAAUGAUGUUUUUCACGACAUUAAACUUGAGUACAACAACAGGAAAACCCACUUGGAAAAAAUAAUCGAUGGAGCCAAGUCGCUUCUGGAGAUGACUUACUCGAACAACUAUUUGAAGUCGAUCCAAAUUCCGGGUUCAAACAUAGCCUACAAUUAUGAACACCUUUUAGUUCCGAAAGACAAAUUGAAAACGAAAUUCAACAUCGACACGCAAAUCUACUUUGAGUCUUCGUAUGUGAUCACCUCAAAACUUUCCAUGAAGCGUACAAUCGAGUUGGAAAUCUACGACAUCAAGUCCAUUUUACAGGACGAUCGGAAACCUGUUUGGAGUCAAAGAGUUUCAACUGAUGAAGAUGUGCGAAGUGUUAGCGUGACAACUAAGCCAAGGUAUUUCUUAGUGAUAGCACAGUUUGAGAAAGCGAUCAAACUUGUUAUGUUCGUCAAAGAUGAAGACGGCAUCAAGGAUUGGAAGAAAAAUGAUGAACUCAACUAUCAGAAACAGAUCGACAUGAAUCCACAGGAUCAGUAUUGUUUGAUCAUCUACGAGGACGAUAAUGGUGACUCCCAACUAGUACUGUACGAUGAUUUCGACAAGAAAGAAUACAAUUUGCAAGGUCUUAAGCACUUCGGACUUACCUUUGUCCAUAAAGGAAUUAUUUAUUACGACAUAAAUGGGGUGCAUAUAGUUCGAUACAAUGACAAGUUUAUUAAAACAACUAUUGCUACCGAGAACUUUGUUGAUAGCACAAUAGAUGUACCAAACAAAUUCGAUGUUCCCGAGUUACUCGGCGAUCCAGACUUCAACAAAAAAUACAUUGGAGACUUACAGAUGUCUCUGGCUGGAGGAGGAAUUGCUAUGCUGAGCAAUAUGUUAUUCAUCCGCCAGUUGAAACUUGAAGGCACAAAUAUUGAAUCGACCGUAAACAUGUACCUUCUAGAUAGCAGAUACAACAUUAUCUCGCAAAAAACCAACAUUAUCAAGCCCGGGACUAUUCAAAUAGACAAAGAAAUUCGUUUGACUUUUAAUCCAAGAGGUUAUAUAAAUACGGAACAUCACUAUCUAUUUAAAUUUGAGAAAAAUAAAAAUGAUAAAUGGACGCUAGCUAUCAAGGAGCACAACACUACUGUCACCGAUAAAGAUGAAUAUAAUACGGUAAUCCCAGCCCUUCUAAGAAUUCCACUUAACUUCGACAAAUUAAGUCUCUUUCGAAUGGGUGAUUCGGUCAUUUGUGGAAGUAAAUCAUUUUCCUACGAUGGUAAUCAAUUUAAAACGAUUGAUGUCGAUGAGACGGAGUUGAAGCUGCACAAAAUCAAUGUACAAAUUGCUAAGAAUGUUUGGUUGACUAAAGAAUCGAAAGAUGGGCCAGUUAAACUGUCUUCAGAAGGUCAAAGCAAAUCAACUACAUCGCUGGAAACACCUCGGUUGGAUCAUCUUCACAUGAAACUUCCCACAUAUGUGAGCUACAAGAAGAUCGAUGGAUCAAACUAUGUGGUUAAACUUGAAAACGGUGGCACUACAGUAGGAGAAAGAAUACGGGGGGCAGGAAAGAUUCUUGUUUCUUCAACACCUCUCUACUUACUGACAAACGAAACAACCCAUAUCGGUGUAACCCCGAUUCAAGCGGUUCAAGCUUCUCAAACGAUCAAAACUACCGUUAUAACAUCUGAACAACGAAUGUCAGCUUCCACAAAAUAUGAAUACGACGUCAAUUCGGCUAGUAUUGUAGGGAAUCAGGUGGGAUUUCAGAAGGUGAACAUUUUCCCAUACAAAGACAACACCUUUGGAUCGUUCGAACAAACUACGAACUUCACGGACAAGUCACGAGUAGUUCGUGUUUUGGACUCCAAAGGUCAAUCGGUGGUGGAAAACUACAAAGGUGAUACUGAUGCGAAUACAGCUGAUCAAUCUUCAACAACGAGACCUAUUUGCGUGCUGUUCGAUCGAUUUGGUAUUAACCCGAUUGUUAACUUCGAACCCAUGGAGCUGAGCUCGGAACAGGUCGACUUCAUCGGGUUUGAACGAUAUGAGAAGCUGGACGGAAGAAAGUGGAACAUAGAUGUCAACAGCAUUGUCCGUGAUCGUUUUUCAGGCACUGGUAACAGUUUCUACCAGUUGAAGAAUGCUGGACAACAGUUUAAAGGGGAAUUUUCUAUGAAGAACUUCCAGCAAACGCACGUUGUUAGCGCUUGGAUUCGGUCGAAUAAAGGCUUUGAAAUGGAUAAGACGUCGAAGAUUUUAACAGUAGCUAUAAACGGAAAGAGUAUUGAAGGUGUUGUGAAAGAUCAAAUCAACGAGUGGUACUACAUCGAAGCACUUAUUGAACCAACAGAAGGAUCCGUCGAUUUAUUAAAACAAAAACAACAGUCCAUCAAGAUAACAUUUAAAACAGAUAGUAAUCCAUUCCUAGACAUCGACCACGUGCGUCUAUCGCCGCUUAGCUUGGACGUCGAAGCGAUCAUCUACGAUGAGUAUCACCCGAGACCAAUUGCCAAGCUCAACAACAACGGACGAACUAGCCAAAUACUGUACGACGAUUAUGGACGGAAAGUCGGCGAAAUCGAUCAGCGUGGUAGUGUCGGUAAGCUAUUGACCUAUUCGCGAAAACCAGUAAUCGCACAAUCGGCAGACGCUGUCGAAUCGAUGGUUCAACUGCAACCAACGGCAGGAUUUCUGGAAACGUUUUCACCCCAUACGUUGAAGCUGAAUUGGAAUGUUGAUAGCGUCAAUGAUUGGAAGUUUUCGUCUAAACGUGUUAAACAUGAGAACGGAAAAACGCAUAAAUUAACUUUCAAAAAGUCUAUAGAAAAUGCUACAAAUGUUGGACUUCGAUUUAAAGUGAGUCGUGAAAACGUUAAAGGUCAGGUGAGCAUAGACUUCCAGUCAGGAACAUUGCAAACUCAGGAUUCCAUCGAAAGUUUAGCUUUUGACGUCGUGAUCUUGUUUUACAAAAAUUUCCAAGCAAUGUGGAUUGAUGGAGUCCUGAAGAAAACCUUGACCGGAACCUGGGAUCCUAAACAAAAUUUGUAUAUCAAAGUUUCCGGAAGCGUUGAGAUAUCUGAACUAAUCGUGCUGUGGAACGUUGAUGCUGUCGUCGAAUACAACAAUUUCAAGGGUCAACCACUUCAGCAAAUCACCGUGGAAGAUGAUCAACACCUUGCAAUACGAGGCUACCUGUACGACGAAAUUGGACGACAAGUUGUCGAAACUGUGUGGCAACGAAUUGAAAUAUCGAAAUCCUCGAAUAAAAUCUUCGACUACCGUGAGAAUUUCAUCCAAGCGAACAAUGGUCAAUCCAUAUCUGGUUCAAUUGUAACCGAAACUUCGACGCAAUACGCCAACUUCCCCUUCAAACAAACCCAAUACCUGGACUGCCCGCUUGAAAUCAGAACAAAGUCCGGUCUACCGGGAAAAGAGAACAACAUCGAUUCUAACCGAGCAAUAGCCUACAGUAGAGGCUCGAACAAUGCUUGGUUGCAGCUUUUGUUCCCGCUGAAGAAAGGCUUCCGAUACGAGCAACAGCAGCGUCCAAACAAGGCAACCACUACGUUGGUGUUUGACAACCAAGAUCGACGAGUCGCACAUUACGAAAGCGUCCCAAGCUACGAGAACGUUCUUACGACUUAUCGGUACGAUGAUAAGGGAAAUGUUGUCGAAGAACUUCCACCAAACUUUCAUAAUGAUGUUCAAACUACGGCUAACUCCAACGAACUUGAUGUAUUUCUGAACGGCUUAGUGAGCGAGAAGAACGCUUCUCGAUACGCUUGGAGGGUGUUUAAAGAGUACGAUGCAAACAAUCGCUUAGUUCUAAAAAAAACUCCGGAUGCCGGGAAGUAUCGGUACUUGUACAACGAUUUAGGUCAGUUGAGAUUUGUCCAGCAUUUCAAUCUUAAAAAUGAAAUUCAGAAAACUUUCUAUCACAAGUACACUUCCACGGGAAAAGUCUUUGAAUUCGGGUUGAUCGAUGAGAAUUCUACCGGCGAUCUCGAUAGCAAAUUAGUCGAUUUAACCUACCCACCGUCAACGAAAAACUUCAUCCGCUUAGACUACGGCGAGGAAGAUCUGAGCACAUUCCAUCGGGGUCGAAAGCACUACUCCCUCAAGGUGGACGAUCGUGGAGAUCAAACGUCCGAAGUCGUUUACUACGACGGUGAAGGUAACGUUAUCGGAAAAUCUUACCUUCAUCCGACAGAGCUCAACAGCACCGUAGAUUUGAGCUUCAGCUAUGAACGCAACAACAUUGCCGCUAUUGGCUAUCCGUUCGAAUUUCUCGGAUCUUCGCUGAUCGUGACUUAUCGUCAUAAUUUAAGAGGUGAGGUGACCGCUAUUGGAAUUCCCAAUCAAUUGGAUCGAUUUGCCACUGUUAGACAUGAUCCUAGAGGUAAGGUUGAAGAAAUACUGUCUUUACCUAAAGAUGUGAACAGAAUAAGGCAAACAUUUGCUUAUGAUGCUGCGGGAAAUAUGAUCAAGAUAAAUAGUGACUUUUUGGAUGAAAUUUUGGACUACGAGAAAGGGGGUGUAAGAGACAACGAUGCUGGAGACGGUUCUAUUUUACGAACGACGUUUGAGGCAAAGUGGCACAACAAGAGCAGUCCGAGUGGCUGGCAGUUAAGAGCGGCUAAUCUUCUAAGCUACGGAUUGAAAUCAAAGAAGUCAAUUGAAUGUUUCAAAGCUCUCAUAUCUGAAAAUUACGUCAGUAAUCUACUGAAACCCAUAAAAGUAUUGAAAGAUACCGCUAUUAAGGAAUUGAGUUUUUCUAAAGCUAAGGGUUGCUUUGAGUCCCCAAAUCGCAAAAUACUAGCGAAGUAUUUAAUGGAAAAGGGAUUUCCGGAGAAAUACGGACACGCCUACGAUUACGGGAAUCAUGGUGAACUUACUCAGGCGAAGUUUUUCAUCGGACCCGAAUCAAAGGUCACAACCGAAUCAAAUGAGGACUCUCCUGGGGAUGUCUUAUCGUUACAAAUAGAUCCCAAUGGUAAUCAUAAGCUGUUUUACACCGGUCUAGAGCGCUUCGAAAUACAAUACGAAAUACGAACCAACAAGAUUAAAUCGGUGAAACGAGGUGCCUUAGGUAAAGCAACGAAAUUCGAUCACGAUUCUGCUGGAAACGUCAUCCAGGCAGAGUACAAGAACAUCACUAAAAUCGAGUACGAUUACUUGUUGGAUCGAGCUUCCAAAAUCAACCUAAACGAUGGGACAGAAAUCCAGUUAAGUUACGAUAUUCGAGGUGAAAGAACAGUUAAGAAGGUCAUCUACCCCAACGGAACUAGCAAAGAGGUAUACUACAUUCGAGACACCAAAGGAAGAUGUUUGGUGGACAUCACCUUCAACUACACCAACAAAAAGUCACAAAAACCUCUAGUCAUUCUUACGGCUUACAUCUAUGGACCCCUAGGGCUGCUCGGAUUCAUCCGUAACAACGUCUUCUACAGCGUGCUAGCGGAUCACGAAGGAUCUACCCGUUUGGUGGUGAAGAAUGGAGAGGUGGUCGCAGCGUACGACUAUCUACCCUAUGGGCAGCGACAGCGCCAUUUCCGAUCCGAUCCCGACGGUUACCUAGACUACCAGUACACCGGACAGGAGUUUGACGAAGAAACCGGACUCUACAACUAUCACGCUAGGCUGUACGACCCCGAGCUGGGAAGAUUCUACCAGGUGGAUCCACAAGAGCAGUAUCCCAGCCCGUAUAAGUAUGCCGGCAAUUCACCGGUGAUGAUGGUUGAUCCCGAUGGAGAACUUGCCCUGCUAAUAGCUUGCAUUAUAUUUGCGAUCCUUGGAGCGUAUUUGGGGGGUGCAUCUGUUAACGAAAACUGGAACCCCCUGAAGUGGAACUGGAAGUCCGGUUACACUUAUUUGGGAAUAAUUGGGGGUGGUGUAGCCGGUGCCUUGCUCCCUAUUGGAGGCGUCGCAUCGUUUGGAUAUCUUGCGGCCAUAGGUGGUACUGCCUUCGCCACAUUCGCAACAAUAACCAUCGCCGCAGCAGGGGCUUACCUUGGAAUGGCUAGUGCUGCGAAUGAUUGGAACCCGGCAAAUUUCGACUUCACAAGUCCUUCGGUCUACAGCGGAAUGCUGCAAGGAGCUUCGAUGGCUGUCAACAUCCCAUCGGGAGCAGUUGGAGUUGCCAGAACCAUGGCAGGGUAUGCUACGAAAGGUAAAAUCAUAUACAUGAUUUAUGUCCAAGGAACUUCUACGCUCCUUGGCUAUGUCAUGGGUUCGUUCGCCAAUAAUAUGACCUGGAACCCUGCCAAGUGGAACUGGAACCCCAAAACAAUUUUCGCCAUCGCUCAAGGAAGUACGGCUAUACUGAUGGGAUCAUCCGGUACACUGAAACACGGUCCCAAGAAGCAGUUCUUCCAGAUGGAACCUGUAGCUGCACCCAAAUCAGCAGUUCAGAAAUUUGGCUCCCAGAUGGAAAAAUUCUACAAGGUUCGCGAUGAGAUCGCCGUAAUUAAGUUCCAAAAAGCCAAAAUGGUAGCCAAGUCAAUUAUGAAGAAAAGAGAGCCAUAUGGUCAUUACGUACGAGGUCCUCCACUGGUGGUUCUAGCGCAAAUAGGCGAAUUUGUAAGCGUUCCUCGCCUGUUCGGUGGUAUGAUGCUUCAUAUUGGAAUCGGUAUGAAUCAUCUUUUCAAGUUUAAACAAUUCUACGAAAAGUUUACCGAAGGAUUCACACGAAAAACAAGAAGCGUGGAACUGCCACCGGUGACUUCCAGUGGUUCCAAGACAACAAACUUGUUCAUAGACGUGAUAAAUCAGGUGAACUGGAUAACAUCGACUUCUUCAGAACGACAACAAAGUGACCAUUUUACCCCAAUAACUGACUUAGAUAACCCUUCGGAGGGAACUCCAAAUAAGAAAGCUAAAGCCUACGCCUUCGUCAACUGCUAUUCAAUCGAUCCAUCAUCAACGCAUUUCACUUGUUACCAAUCCGCUGGAAGGGUGGAAAUUUUCCCGAAAGAUCCAUCUAUGAUUUCAUCUACGAAUAAUGCGAUUCCCAUGGAUAACUGUGUACCAUUCCAUUGGUACGAUCAGCCGUCGAUCGGUUGCCAAGGAAAAGAGUUUUCAUUCAUCUACACACCGUAUGAGCGGACUCGAUUCUUUACCUUCCUCGAUGGGUGGUUGUUGCUGGCAAGAGUUGCACUAUCGGUUGUUCAAAAUAAAGAAUCUAAGAAAAUCUCGGAUCGUAUACCAUUUCCGGAACUGAAGUUAUCGUUUUAUCGUGAGCAAUUAGAUGACAUUGGAAGGUUUUUGGAUAAACAUGGUUCUAAGCCCGAAUGGCGUUGGGCUAAACUGCAACUAGCCGAUAUGAAGCAAGACCUAUACCAAUUUGCUGAACGUGGAACAAUAUCUAGUGACGAGCUGACGUUGUUUGAUGAGCAAAUAUCUGCUUUGAGAGAAGAUUCAGAGGAGCAGUUUUAUUUUAUGAAACAGGUUGGAGCAGCAUAAAUAUGAAUUAUGUGUAUGAAUAACGCCAUUGACGAAGAAUUAAUAUAAAAUUGAUAGUUGUGAAAUCUUUCUAAUGAGUUUAUGAAAAAAAAAAAAAACAAUAAAGCAAUUUAUCUUGAAAACAAAUAAUUAAAAAUAA
Molecule: messenger RNA, 9568 nt
Organism: Uranotaenia lowii
Lineage: Eukaryota; Metazoa; Arthropoda; Insecta; Diptera; Culicidae
Exons: 1
Coding region: 19-9429 (3136 amino acids)
Source: RefSeq, a predicted model, not a curated record